AAGGAAGCUAUGUGAUGCUAUGUUAUACAAAUUUCCCAGCUCACUCCUUUGUAUCCCCUCGUGGUGCACUCUUUCCAACAUCAAUGUGGGGUCUCAAGUCCCAGCUCACUCAUGUGUUCCCUCGGCAGUGUACCUCCCAACAGGUUCACUCACCAUUCCACCUUCAAGAAGAGGCUUUACCGGGGAGUGGUGAGAGGAGAAGCGGCGCAUCCUCUGGGAUUCAUGACAACAGGGAAGUAGCCCCUCUUCAGAGCUUCCACCACAAACAACCUAACGUCGGCGUCCAUACUACCCUGCGGCGUACCGGGAACAAGCAAGAGAGUGGAGUCCAAUCCACGCUCCUCUUCCAAGUCCAAGUUAUCAGGCCAAUCCAACGAAACCACACCUCCAUCAGCACCACUCACACACACUCUCUGAUACCUCAGCUCCUCCACCAAACCCUCCCUCUCUCUCCCCUUCCGCACCUCAAUCCUCCCCCUCACGUAGUGCCUCUCACUCGCGUCGCUCCCCUCGAACACCAACGACGGGCACCGCAGCAGCACGAAGCGGUUGAACGGAGUUUUAAACUAAAUGAGUUAAACAUUUUAGGUUAAAAAAUAAUUCCAACCCAUAAAAA
This is a messenger RNA of Vigna unguiculata (cowpea), 616 nucleotides long. The record is from RefSeq and is a predicted model, not a curated record. NCBI's taxonomy places the organism in Eukaryota, Viridiplantae, Streptophyta, Magnoliopsida, Fabales, Fabaceae.